Messenger RNA from Labeo rohita (rohu), 2109 nucleotides. It is a transcript of the gene prlhr2b, whose product is annotated as prolactin releasing hormone receptor 2b. Lineage: Eukaryota; Metazoa; Chordata; Actinopteri; Cypriniformes; Cyprinidae. Bases 242 to 1360 code for a protein of 372 amino acids. Gene Ontology annotation, cellular component: neuron projection; plasma membrane. The transcript has 2 exons. Gene Ontology annotation, biological process: G protein-coupled receptor signaling pathway. Gene Ontology annotation, molecular function: neuropeptide Y receptor activity; neuropeptide binding. The record is from RefSeq and is a predicted model, not a curated record.
UUUGGAAAAAUACAUUACUGCAGGCUAAGACUGCUGUGUUUUAAAAAGCCUGGAUGCUGUGAAAAAGUGAACAAAAAGCUAUUUCAAGACCUUCAAUUUCUGAAGUCGCUUUCAUACAGGUACAUUAAAGCAUUUCAAUUCACCACUGAGCAGUUAUGCAACAAAGUAUUCAAGUCAGAGCGAGAACAAAUGUAAAUCCCUCUGAUCAACCGUUCAUCUGAAUAUUGAACAUCAACCAGCGAUGACCUUUGUGUUUUCAUCCAGCAGGGGGAGACAGGAGUGUUGUGAUCAAAGGAUGAAUGGCUCUGGCUGGCAAGGUGGUGAAGAGCCUCCUGGGGGCCAAGUGUACGAGGUGACGGUGGUCCAAAACGCCACGGCCCCUCACAACUAUCCCUUUGCAGACGUUGCCCUGCUGCAGACCUUCAAACCCCUUAUCAUCCCCUGUUACGUUCUUGUGGUGCUGGUGGGCGUCUUUGGCAACUACCUUCUGAUCUACGUCAUCUGCCGCUCAAGAAAGAUGCAUAACGUCACCAACUUCUUCAUCGGCAACCUGGCCUUCUCGGACAUGCUGAUGUGCGUGACCUGCGUUCCCUUCACGCUGGCCUACGCCUUCAGCCCUCACGGGUGGACGUUCGGACGCUUCAUGUGCUACCUGGUGUUCCUCAUCCAGCCCGUCACUGUAUACGUGUCCGUUUUCACUCUCACGGCUAUUGCAGUUGACAGGUACUAUGCUACAGUGCACCCUUUGAAGAAGCGAAUCUCAAUGGCAGCCUGCGCUUAUGUCCUGUCUGGGAUCUGGCUGCUGUCGUGUGUGCUGGUUGCUCCUGCUGUGGCCCACACCUAUCAUGUGGAGUUCAGAGAGGAAGGUCUGACCAUCUGCGAGGAGUUCUGGUUGGGCCAGGAGACCCAGCGACUGGUGUACGCCUACAGCACGCUACUACUGACCUACAUCCUGCCUUUAUCCGCUGUGUGCGUCUCUUACCUCUGCAUCUCGGUCAAACUCCGCAACUGCGUGGCCCCCGGACACCGGACGCGCGACCAGGCCGAGGCCCAGCGGGCACGCAAGAGGAAGAUCUUCAGGCUGGUGUCUCUAGUGGUGGCGGCGUUCGGAGUCUGCUGGCUGCCCAUCCACGUGUUCAAUGUCCUGCGCGACAUCGACAUUCGUCUCAUCAACAAGCGUCAUUUUCUGCUGAUCCAGCUGUUGUGUCAUCUGUGCGCUAUGAGCUCAUCCUGCUGCAACCCAUUCCUGUACGCGUGGCUUCAUGACCGUUUUCGCGCAGAGCUGCGCAAGAUGUUCACCUGCCACCGUCGCAUCGGCAUACCGGCCAACCACUGCGCCACUGCGAGCGUCGUACUAUGAUGGCUUCAGAAAGGCUGAAAACACAAAGAUCUAUAAAUGGCUCACAAAAUGUAUAAAAUAAAUUUUUGGGUCCAGACAUGACGAAUAGAAACCCUUAAGUAACUGAGGGACUGCAAAAGCCAACUUGAAUGAUUCAUUACGUGUCAUUUAAUGAUUCAUUGCUAUUUGUUGAAAUGAAACAGAUGAUUGUAACCUUCAUGUUGGGCUUUUCUCAAAGAAGCCCACAAGGUUACAUAAAGUGGCAUUCGCAACCCAUUUGCUUCUGUAAUGUGAUGUUUUGUGAGUAAAACAGGAUAUUUAAUGUGAAUUAAGAAGGAUGGGGGUCAGUUUUACCCAUCAGGAACUGAUCUGAUGUUGAAAAGCAUCUCUAUACAAAAGGUGGAGAUGUUGAGUCUGAGCAAGAUGUUCCAUUUUGUUUACAAGAAAAUCCAAAAACACGUAUUAAAGUAGUAAACGGGGUCAGUUUUGAUUUCAUGUUGACUCCACUAAUGGCUAUAUUUUGCAAUUUGCUUUCCCAUCAGCAAUUUCCUGUGUAUGAAUCAUGAAUCAAGAGGAUUUUGUGAUUAUUCAGUACACUAGAGCUCUGCAAAUGUGCAGUGCAAUAUGUGAACACUCACUUGAUAAUCAAAGACAUGACAGUCUGAUUCAUAAUGAAUGGGAGAGCCUAGAGACACACAUUUGAGUCAAACACACACAAACAGAGAACAACAAAGUGAACUGAUUCAUCUGUGCUUUCAUGAGAAAGCUUC